UUCAUUUUAAUCGUCUCUUUUAAUUUUCUAAAUUUAAUUUGCCAGAAAUAAAUAAUCGAAAUAAUCACAAUGAAUGAUGAAAAAUUAAUAGAAGAAGUGCGUGCGCGGGAAAUUUUGUAUAACAAGGCCUGCGUAGGCUACCGGGUGCCGGGCAAGAAGAAGGCUGCGUGGGUAAGCGUGGCAAAGGAGCUAGGUGCUACUGAUGAGCAAUGUUCGAAGAGGUGGCUGACUCUAAGGGAGAGAUUCAGUAGGGAAGUAAGGAAAAUGGAGUCACCAUCAGGAAGUGGGGCGAGUAACACCGAUAAUAUGAGCUUUUUAAAACUAUAUAUACAGCCCAGACCAAAUCGCUGCACCACAAACAUUUUAGAAGAUAUGUAUUCGCAGGAGCUGUUGGAGCCAUUUAGUUUUGAAAGUUCUCCGACUAUUUUAUCGUCGCCUUCGGAGUUGUCGACUUCAACUCCGAUCCGGAAAAGAGUCAAGAAAACAAACAGCGACGACGACAGCUGUUUCAAAGAAGCGUGCGAGCUAUACAAAAGCAUGUGUGCAGAGAGGAGCAAUUGCAGCGAGGCCGUGAGGUCGUUGACCUCUAUCAUGAACGGUAUGAGCGAGGUAAAGCAAAUGAAAGCAAUACAAGUUUUAAAAAAUUCGUUAUUUGCUAUAUGGAUCGUCGGGUUGGUGUAACCAGUAUAGAUCUUCUUUAGUUAGAAUAAAAACACGUGUUUCAACUUCUUGGUUAAGGUAAAAUUCUUUAUUUGGUAAAAUGGCGUGUUCUAGUUGACUAUGCGCGAAAGAAUGGCGUGAUCUUUGUACGACGAUUGAAUAAUGACAGUUCUGCUAACUGCGAUGCAGAUACAUAAAAUAAUAAGUGCUGCCAAACCAUCGAAUUGAUGGUGCUGCCCUUGGCUGAUAGGUGUGUUCGCGUACUACAUUGCCACAGGUGUGUUCGCGCACUACACUGCCACAAGUGUGUUCGCGUACUACACUGCCACAACCAGUCACGUCGGGGUCACCAGUAUGGAUCUUCGGGUUGGUGUAACCAGUAUAGAUCUUCUUUAGUUAGAAUAAAAACACGUGUUUCAACUUCUUGGUUAAGGUAAAAUUCUUUAUUUGGUAAAAUGGCGUGUUCUAGUUGACUAUGCGCGAAAGAAUGGCGUGAUCUUUGUACGACGAUAGAAUAAUGACAGUUCUGCUAACUGCGAUGCAGAUACAUAAAAUAAUAAGUGCUGCCAAACCAUCGAAUUGAUGGUGCUGCCCUUGGCUGAUAGGUGUGUUCGCGUACUACAUUGCCACAGGUGUGUUCGCGCACUACACUGCCACAAGUGUGUUCGCGUACUACACUGCCACAGCUAUUAACUCGGAACCCGAAUAAUUUUUUUUUUUAUUUUUAAAUCAUUUGUUUGUUGUUUUAUACAUAUAUUGAAUUAAUAUGUAAAAAUGUUUGAAACGCUUGUUACCUAGACAUAAGAAACAACAAUGUACCUCAUUUUUCAAAAAUAGUUUUAAAAUGUUUAAAACGCUUGUUACCUAGACAUAAGAAACAACAAUGUACCUCAUUUUUCAAAAAUAGUUUUAAAAUGUUUAAAAGGCUUGUUACCUAGACAUAAGAAACAACAAUGUAUCUCAUUUUUCAAAAAUAGUUUUAAAAUUUUUAAAAUAUUAUUUUUUUUAAAUAGUUUUAAGAAUGUUCAAAAGGGUUUUAAG
Molecule: messenger RNA, 1701 nt
Organism: Bactrocera dorsalis (oriental fruit fly)
Lineage: Eukaryota; Metazoa; Arthropoda; Insecta; Diptera; Tephritidae
Exons: 3
Coding region: 70-681 (203 amino acids)
Biological process (GO): regulation of transcription by RNA polymerase II
Cellular component (GO): transcription regulator complex; nucleus
Source: RefSeq, a predicted model, not a curated record